Colletotrichum fioriniae is the source of this 840-nucleotide messenger RNA. NCBI's taxonomy places the organism in Eukaryota, Fungi, Ascomycota, Sordariomycetes, Glomerellales, Glomerellaceae. The record is from RefSeq and is a predicted model, not a curated record.
AUGCGGGACAAAUUCAGCGGAGCCGCAAUCGCCAGGCUAGACUUUGUAGGAGCCGCCGUGCUCCUCGCAGCAUCGAUCCUUCUCGUCUUUGGCUUCGAGGAGGCCGGCUCAAGAUAUCCGUGGAACAGCCCCAUCGUCAUUUCGACGAUUGUUUGCGGAGGCAGUCUCUUUUUGGCCUUCAUUGCAUGUGAGUACGUGGUUGGCAAGCCAAAGUAUCCACAAGAGCCCGUAUUCCCUCUGCGAUUGUUGAAGGAUCGACACUUUGUUGGCCUGUUUCUAACCGCCUUCUUCACCGGCCUGCCGUUCAUGACCGCCUUAAUCAACCUCCCGCAGCGCUUCCAGGCCGUCCACGGAUUGACAUCCUUCGCUGCGGGCGUCCACACGCUACCUCUCCUCCUCAGCUCCCCACUUGCCGCCGCAGUGUCUGGCCCGUUGACCACCAAGAUGGACGUGCCGCCUUUCUAUCUGUUGCUAUUUGGGACGUGCAUGCAGAUUCUGGGCGUGGGUCUCGCUAGCUCCGUAACUCCCGAUAGAUUAAGAGACUUGCUGGGCAUCGAAGCGAUCAUGGGCUUUGGCUUUGGUAUGACACUGGUGACGGUUCUCAUCUAUGUCCCUUUCCUGGUUGACCGGCGGGGCCUUGAGAUGCAAUCCAUUUCCGAUUCGGUUCAGUUCAUGGACAGCCUGCCAGCCCCCACACGGACUGCCGUUCGAUCCGUGUUCAGCGAGGGUUACAACAAACAGCUCCGUACCAUGCUCUACUUUAGCGUCGCCGUUCUCGUCUCCCUGACAUUGAUGUGGGAUCGAAACCUUAAACGGGCCCGUGACAUGAAGGGGUAUUGA